Molecule: messenger RNA, 831 nt
Organism: Cyphellophora europaea CBS 101466
Lineage: Eukaryota; Fungi; Ascomycota; Eurotiomycetes; Chaetothyriales; Cyphellophoraceae
Exons: 2
Coding region: 1-831 (276 amino acids)
Cellular component (GO): cell wall
Molecular function (GO): manganese ion binding
Source: RefSeq, a predicted model, not a curated record
AUGCUUAGCAAAGUUGCUGCCUUUGCGGCGUGCCUGACGCUCACCGCUGCCAUUCCUUUAGACGGAAAGCUCGUCGAACGCCAGACGCCCAACUACCCAGACAACGGUACACUUGUCGAUGCCCCAAAUACCACAGCACUCACCCGUCCAAACCCGGACUACACAACUGAUCAACUCAACCAGAUCAAGCUCGCUUAUACUGCGAGUGAAAGAUUAGCCCUGCUGAAAAGCUACGGAGAUCCAAACGACUAUUUCAAAUUCGAUCUAACACCAAAUGGGUCUCAUUCUAAUGCCGCCAACGGUCUUGGUGGUCAGGGCUACCUCGCUCAUGUCGGCAACUAUCCUGUCUUGAUGGGAACUGGGCUCUCUGUAGCCAUUGGAUACCUCAACCCCUGUGGUCUGGACAGCAUGCACAUCCAUAAUCGUGCGACAGAGAUGGUUACACUCGUCAGUGGCGUGUCCCUGAAGACUGGCUUCGUCCUCGAGGAUGGCUUUGACCUGCCUGUCAUGACCGAAAUCGGGUUGUACCAAGGAACCAUCCGCCCAAUGGGUUCCAUUCACUGGGAGUUCAACGACAAUUGCGAGCCAGCUGUCUUCGUGGCUUCGCUCUCCAACGAGGACCCUGGUGUCUCUCGCACAGCCCAGAAUUUCUUCAUCAAUCCCCAAGACGUCGUUGACGCCGAUCUUGCGUAUCCGAGCUGGCUUGAUAACGUGAACACUACCGAUUACAGGGCGUCGCUCCCAUCCGCGUUCGCCCAGGGCGCGAAAGAGUGCUACGCAAGGUGCGGUCUGACAUAUGAUACGAACCAAGCCGGUGGCAUCAGCAAAUAA